This is a messenger RNA of Malurus melanocephalus (red-backed fairy wren), 291 nucleotides long. It is a transcript of the gene PSMB5, whose product is annotated as proteasome 20S subunit beta 5. Gene Ontology annotation, molecular function: threonine-type endopeptidase activity. The annotation marks the transcript as partial. The transcript has a single exon. NCBI's taxonomy places the organism in Eukaryota, Metazoa, Chordata, Aves, Passeriformes, Maluridae. Gene Ontology annotation, cellular component: proteasome core complex. The record is from RefSeq and is a predicted model, not a curated record.
CCCGUUCCAGGCCUGUACUACGUGGACAGCGAGGGCCAGCGCGUGGCCGGCGCCGCCUUCGCCGUGGGCUCGGGCUCGUGCUACGCCUACGGCGUCCUGGACCGGGCCCUCGGUAGCCACGUGGCCAGCGAGGAGGAGGCGAGCGCCAUCGGCCGCAGGGCCAUCUACCACGCCGCCAGGAGAGACGCGUAUUCCGGGGGGAUUGUCAGGGUUUUUCAUGUUGGGAAGGAUGGAUGGAGAGAAGUCAGUGUUGACAAUGUGGCUGAUCUGCAAGAGGAGUAUGGGGAAUAA